This is a messenger RNA of Penicillium argentinense, 2043 nucleotides long. RefSeq names its product fungal specific transcription factor domain-containing protein. The record is from RefSeq and is a predicted model, not a curated record. The transcript has 7 exons. NCBI's taxonomy places the organism in Eukaryota, Fungi, Ascomycota, Eurotiomycetes, Eurotiales, Aspergillaceae. Gene Ontology annotation, biological process: DNA-templated transcription; regulation of DNA-templated transcription. Bases 1 to 2043 code for a protein of 680 amino acids. Gene Ontology annotation, molecular function: DNA-binding transcription factor activity, RNA polymerase II-specific; DNA binding; zinc ion binding.
AUGUCCUUUGAAAUCCGCGAAGAGCUCGAAUCCCGCGGCGUGAAGCGAAAGCGCGAUGCGAAGAGACGGCGCGCGUCUCUGGCAUGCGAAACCUGUCGCAAGCAGAAGGAAAAGUGCGAGGGCGAGACCGAGUUGCACGUCUCCAAAUAUCUGUCCUCCCCGCCACUGGAUAGUGGUAUUCAGCGAUUGCAGAGUCUCGAGCAGAUAGCGCGACAUUUCCUCGGCGAUGUACCCCUGGACGGAGAAAAUCUGGCGCGAAUCGCGGCGAAAUGCACGACAAGACAUACUGGGGUGGAAAGCUUUUGGGAUGUGAACGAAUCGUUCGAUGUUCAGUUCGUAUCCAGGAACGUUGCCUUUUAUUCGGGCGAGUUUUCGCAUUGGAACUUUUCAGAAAAAUUACGACGUUCGAUGAGUAGUCGACAAGAUACGCUCGGCCUGGGGGUCAAAGAAUAUUGGCGGCCAACCCAUCUUCAAUCCUCGAUCCGGAUCAUCGCCGAAUCGAUGGGCGAACUUCCCCCGAGACCGAUCGCUGAGUUUUUGAUCCACGUUUUCUUCAAAUAUGCCGAGGUCAAUAAUUUCUAUGUGGAAAGAAGCUGGCUCCAGGAGAAGAUACUUGUUUGCUACAAUUCUAUGAGCGAGUACACAACGGCCGAUAUCCCCUGGGUUUGUUCCUUUUUCGCGGUCCUUGCGAUAGGAACUCAAAUGGCGCACAUGGAAGAGGACAGGUCAACACAUGAUUCAAAUUCCGCUGAUGAUGUAUCAAUCUGCUCCGAAGACACUGUUGGACUUGUCUUCUACCGUGUCGCGUGCAAGUUGAUUCCGGAUGUGAUUCUCGCCGCUUCUCACGAGAGCGUGCAGGCCUUCCUACUUCUAGCUGUGUACGCAUUACCAGUGUCAACGGGAGGGCUCUCAUACACAUACCUCGGGCUGGCGAUCAAAAUGGCGAUCCAAAAUGGAAUGCAUCGAAAAUACAUAGGAGGGGAUUGUGAUGGUAGGACGAUCGAGUUACGCAAUCGUCUAUUCUGGACAACAUAUACACUAGAAAGACGGACAAGUAUCAUGCAUGGACGCCCUGUCUCAAUUGCUAGGUCCGAGAUCAAUGCAGACUUGCCCACAGACUGUCAGACUUUUGAGUCGCCAAAUUUUCUCAACAUGAUGGCAUACAUAAACAUGGUUUUAUGGACUGGCGAGGUGGCUGAGACACUGACUCAGUUCAGGAGAUGCCCCAAAAGGCUACUUCCCGAUUAUUCAGAGCGCCUGAUACAAUUACGAACUGCAAUAAAUCAAUGGUGGGAUUCUCUUCCGACAGUCGUCGAAUGCCGAGACAUGGAUCCCCAAGGACCACUAUUCCGACAAAAUUGUCAUAUAAAACUGUGCUACCUGCUCAUAUACAUCUACAUGGGUCGACCUUUUAUAUUCAAAGCUGAAGAAAACAAGGACACUCCAGAAGUGAGGCAUAACUCAGGCCAAAGCUAUCGAUCGGAGUUGGUAGAUGCAUGCGUGCAAAGUGCACUCGAGAUCCUCGAUACCCUCCAAUUUCUGUCAGACAAUUUCGGUCUAUGUCGUGCGUCAUAUACAGAAUUCAGUUCCUGUCGGGCAGCUCUACUGGUUAUUCUCGCGGAAAGUCUCAACUCUGGAAGGUCUCAAAGACUCAACGAAGGUUUGGACAGUGGGAUGGUCCUGAUACGCCAGAUGAUAGGAGGCACCUCCUCCGAGUCGGAGAUAUCGUACAUCGAGUCUAUUGAAGCGGCGAUUCGUCAACUGUCAUCAACGGAGAGGGAAGAGGCUACGGAGCCCGACGCCGAGCAGCAUUCAUCUUCCGCCUAUGCCAAGUUCAAAGACUGGACCCAGUCAAUGAAGAAAGACAAAGCUCCUGUUGACCAUCUAGAGCUCUCCUCUUUUAGUCCAGCCAUGUAUAUAUCGCCGGGGGCCGAGAGUGCCUUCAAUCCUGACAUGUGCGAUAUUGCAGAAUUUCUAAAUUCUGACUGGCCACCUUCUGAUCUUGGACUCGAUUCGGGAAUUUUGACAACACCUCGCACAUGA